UAGUACGAGGUAGUUUCCCGAUCCCGACGACUAAACCGCGAAUUCUCCCAGUGGGCACGGCGCUGAAUAAUUUUUAGUCGCCGAGGGAAAACCUCGAAACUCCCUCAAAAAAGGGACGCACUCUUCUGCACGACACCCUCUCACAGCGAGAAAUCACGACGCCGACGUAUAUACUAUAUACAUACAUAUAUCCACAGAGAGAGAGAGAGAGAGAGAGAGAGAGAGAGAGAGAGAGAGUCUGUGUUUCAUCAGAUCUUGAGAUCUAGGGCACUCCCUUGCACCCAAUUCGCAUUGAAGAAUCACUCCAUUCGGUUGAUGGACAAUGGGGUACAUAGACAAAUUGCCAGCAAUGGAUCUGAUGCGGUCGGAGAAGAUGACUCCCGUUCAGCUCAUUAUCCCCGUCGAGUCCGCUCGCCGUGCCGUCUCCUACCUCGGCCAACUCGGUCUUCUCCAAUUCCGGGACUUAAAUGCUGAUAAAAGCCCUUUCCAACGAACAUUUGUGAAUCAGGUAAAAAGAUGUGCAGAGAUGUCAAGGAAGCUUCGAUUUUUCAAAGAUCAAAUACAUAAAGCUGGUCUAAUGUCUGCUCCUCGUCCUAUUUUGCAACCAAAAAUGGAGUUGGAGCAAUUAGAGAUUCAACUCGCUGAGUAUGAACAUGAGUUGUUGGAAAUGAACAAUAACAGCGAGCAACUACGACAAUCCUACAAUGAGCUGUUAGAGUUAAAGAUUGUACUGCAGAAGGCAGGUGGUUUCCUUGUUUCGAGUAAGAGUCAUGUAGUUUCAGAGGAAAUAGAACUAGAUGAUCAUGUGUACUCUAAUGAGGACUAUGCAGAUACAACAUCUUUACUUGAAAAGGAGAUGAGACCAGGACCUUCAAAUCAAUCUGGUUUAAGCUUCAUUAGUGGCAUUAUCAUUAGAUCGAAAGUUCUUAUGUUUGAGCGGAUGUUGUUUCGUGCUACAAGAGGCAACAUGCUUUUCAGUCAGGCACCAGCUGAUGAAAAAAUCCUGGAUCCUGUAUCAACUGAUAUGGUUGAGAAAAUGGCAUUUGUGGUGUUCUUCUCAGGGGAGCAGGCAAAAACAAAAAUACUGAGAAUUUGUGAAGCAUUUGGUGCAAAUUGCUAUUCUAUACCUGAAGAUAUAACAGAACAGAGGCAACUAAAUCGAGUGGUUUUGUCUCGUCUCUCUGAAUUGGAAGCCACCUUGGACGCUGGUAUCCGUCACCGAAAUAAUGCUCUAACAUUUAUCGGAUCUCAGCUAUCAAAAUGGAUUGACAUGGUUAGAAGGGAAAAGGCUGUGUAUGAUACGUUGAAUAUGCUUAAUUUUGACGUGACCAAAAAGUGUCUUGUUGGAGAGGGCUGGUGCCCAAUUUUUGCAAAAACUCAGAUUCAGGAAGUGUUGCAACGGGCAACGUUUGAUAGCAAUUCACAAGUGGGUGUCGUAUUUCAUGCGAUGGAUGCUGUGGAAUCACCUCCAACAUACUUUAGAACCAACCGCUUUACGAAUUCAUUUCAGGAAAUUGUUGAUGCGUAUGGUGUUGCUAGAUAUCAGGAAGCAAAUCCGGCGGUGUAUACUAUUAUUACAUUCCCAUUUCUUUUCGCUGUGAUGUUUGGGGACUGGGGUCAUGGAAUAUGUUUGUUGUUGGGAGCCUUAUUCCUUAUAUCUCGCGAAAGCAAGCUUGGGUCACGGAAACUUGGGAGUAUUAUGGAGAUGGUAUUUGGCGGCCGCUAUUUGCUUCUUUUGAUGUCUCUGUUUUCGAUUUACUGUGGGCUCAUUUACAAUGAGUUCUUUUCUGUUCCCUAUCAUAUAUUUGGAGGUUCUGCUUACAAAUGCCGAGAUGCUACAUGCAGUGAUGCACAUUCUGUUGGAUUGGUGAAAUUCCAAGAUGCAUACCCGUUUGGAGUCGAUCCCAGCUGGCGUGGAAGUCGUUCAGAGCUUCCUUUCUUGAACUCUCUCAAAAUGAAGAUGUCUAUUUUAUUGGGUGUCACCCAGAUGAACCUAGGAAUCAUAUUAAGUUACUUCAAUGCUCGCUUCUUUCAUAAUUCACUGGAUUUUAGGUAUCAGUUUUUGCCACAGAUGAUCUUUCUAAACAGUCUUUUUGGAUAUCUAUCAAUGCUUAUUGUCAUCAAGUGGUGCACCGGUUCUCAAGCUGACCUCUAUCAUGUAAUGAUAUACAUGUUUCUGAGUCCAUUUGAGGAUCUUGGUGACAAUCAGUUGUUUCCGGGCCAGAAAGCACUUCAGAUCAUAUUGUUGCUUUUGGCGAUUAUUGCAGUUCCAUGGAUGCUUUUUCCAAAACCAUUCAUUUUGAAGAAGCUUCACUCUGAGAGAUUUCAGGGGCGUACAUAUAAGAUGCUUGGAACCUCAGAGAUGGAUAUGGAUGUUGAACCACAUUUCGCUAGGCAACAUGACGAGGAUUUCAAUUUCAGUGAGGUCUUCGUACAUCAAAUGAUACAUUCUAUUGAGUUUGUUCUUGGUUCUGUUUCCAAUACCGCGUCAUACCUUCGGCUUUGGGCUUUAAGCUUGGCCCAUUCUGAAUUGUCAACUGUUUUCUAUGAGAAAGUCCUCCUCCUUGCCUGGGGGUAUGACAGCAUCAUCAUUCGGUUGGUUGGUCUGGCGGUUUUUGCCUUUGCAACAGCCUUCAUAUUACUAAUGAUGGAGACCCUUAGUGCUUUCCUUCACGCCUUGCGUCUCCAUUGGGUGGAAUUCAUGAACAAGUUUUAUCACGGCGAUGGCUACAAGUUCAGACCUUUCUCCUUUGCCUCGUUAACUGACGCCGACGAUUAGCUCAUUCUACUCCCCAUUCUAGACUUAUUUACAAAGAAGAAAGCGUAUAGAUAAAACAACUGUUACUUCCGGCAAAGGUAAAAGCAGAGAGUGGAUCCACUCUUCUUUAACGCAAAAUUUUGGCUGGUAAGAAAUCACUUUUACUUUAGAACCAUAGGGAUCGAUUAGUUUAGAAAUGUAAAACCCUAGCUUGAUUCUUAUGGGGUGUGGGUAUGUAUGUAUGGAAGGAUUCUGCACGGGAGGGCUGGUAAUUUUCUGUUUUUUUUUUAACCCCUGGGAUGCUAUUGUUUUGGACAGCAUAUCUAUAGAAAUUUACACAAAUAUACACACUUGCUGGUA
Molecule: messenger RNA, 3118 nt
Organism: Rhododendron vialii
Lineage: Eukaryota; Viridiplantae; Streptophyta; Magnoliopsida; Ericales; Ericaceae
Product: V-type proton ATPase subunit a1-like
Exons: 18
Coding region: 323-2779 (818 amino acids)
Biological process (GO): proton transmembrane transport; vacuolar acidification
Cellular component (GO): vacuolar proton-transporting V-type ATPase, V0 domain; vacuolar proton-transporting V-type ATPase complex
Molecular function (GO): proton-transporting ATPase activity, rotational mechanism; ATPase binding
Source: RefSeq, a predicted model, not a curated record